GAAACGGGAAAAGCUGUGAAGAAGUGUUGUCUGCAACAGACACAAACGGUUGAUGAAGAAGAGAUGAAAGAAAUCCAUAAUAUUCAUGAUAUUACUUUAUAUCUCAUUAGAGGAGUUUGGCCACCUCUCUCACUUUAAGAAAUGGCGCAAUCAUCUCAACAGUGGUCUCACAAGGACACAGAGACACUGAUCAGGUGGCGCAUGGCCCAUGGCUAUUUAUUCUCAGGCUGGAGAAACACUUGCAGAAAUGGCUGGGAGAUGUUCAUUCAAGAGACAAAAUCAAACCUGAAUGGAAAUAUUACUUCUCAAAGAGCAAAACGAAAGUGGGAGAACCUAAAAUGCAAAUACAAGGUUUUAAAAGCUCUUGCGAAGGAUGUUGAAACGGUUAAACCUGAAUCCUGGCGGUGGUUCAGACUCAUGGAAAAGGCAGUAGAUGGCGAUCCCACUGACGUCGACCCUCCUAAACCGACCUUACUGACCAACCUGGCGGAUGAGACCGAAUGUGCAGCCCAGCCCUGCAAGAAGAUGUAUCAGGUAGAAAUGGGGAGUGAUAUUUUAGAACUACUGACUCAUUCAGUCAUCGAGGUCAAUACUCAAGCGACGCUAGCCGAUGAUGGACCCUCAUCAGACACAGCAGAAAGCGUGAAAGAGAGACCGAUGGAAAAAAGCCCCCCAGAGACUCAUGACGAGCUACACUAUGAAAAAGCCAAACUCAGAAGAGAGCGACAGCUUCUGGAGAAGGAGCACGCAGACCUGGACCGAGAGCGAGUGCUGUUGGAGCGCGAGAGAGCUGUCGCAGACAGAGAGAAAACCGCACUGGAGAGAGACAGAGCGCAGUUGGAAAAGGACCGAGCUGCAAUUGACAGGGAACGAGCGUCUCUGGAACAGGACAGAGCGAGACUGGAGCGGGACAGAGCGGCCCUUGAAAGAGACAGAGAGACUUUAACCGCCAUGGCUCUUGAGACAAAUGCCACGGGACAAACUGAACCACACUCCCCAUAUGCCGAGGACAGGAAAAGAUUAAUAUUUUUGUUCGAGAAACUAAUCGAGAGAUUUUGAAAUCACUCUGAAGCACUUAAAAGCAUCAAUGUUGCUCUUUCUGUAGGUAUUUAAAAUAAUAAAUUAUUUAAGGUAAAGUGGUUCAGGUUAAGUUGACCCUUUUACUUGAGACACAUUUAGAGGAAAUGUGUUCCCAGCUGUGUUCAGAGCUGUACAGUUCUAGUACAUUGCAGUUCAGUACAAAACCUAAUGGAUAAUUCAUGUUAAGUUUAUUCCCACUAUUUUCAGGUUCUUGGAUGCAUUGAUUAAAGCUAUUGUUUCAGUC
Messenger RNA from Rhinichthys klamathensis goyatoka, 1324 nucleotides. RefSeq lists its product as uncharacterized. The record is from RefSeq and is a predicted model, not a curated record. Bases 142 to 1059 code for a protein of 305 amino acids. The transcript has 4 exons. Lineage: Eukaryota; Metazoa; Chordata; Actinopteri; Cypriniformes; Leuciscidae.